This is a messenger RNA of Phaeodactylum tricornutum CCAP 1055/1, 624 nucleotides long. RefSeq lists its product with no specific name. Bases 1 to 624 code for a protein of 207 amino acids. The transcript has a single exon. The record is from RefSeq and is a predicted model, not a curated record. Gene Ontology annotation, molecular function: oxoglutarate dehydrogenase (succinyl-transferring) activity; thiamine pyrophosphate binding. Lineage: Eukaryota; Bacillariophyta; Bacillariophyceae; Surirellales; Neidiaceae. Gene Ontology annotation, cellular component: mitochondrion; oxoglutarate dehydrogenase complex. Gene Ontology annotation, biological process: tricarboxylic acid cycle.
AUGUUGCCAAGGCCGUCAGCCAGAAGAAGAUAUCGUAACGUUUUACCAAUCCUAUUGCACGGAGACGCCGCCUUUGCCGGGCAAGGGGUAGUCUACGAGACCAUGCAAAUGGCCGAGGUGCCCGAUUUUGAUGUCGGUGGAACCAUUCACGUCAUCAUCAACAAUCAGAUUGGCUUCACCACCAACCCCCUACAUUCGCUCUCAGUGCCCUACUCGUCGGAGUUGGGCAAGGCCUUCAAUUGCCCCACCUUUCACUGCAACGGCGACGAUCCCCUAGCAGUAUCGACGGCACUCGAGACAGCCGUCGAAUGGCAUCACGACUGGGGCAUGGAUGUCAUUAUCGAGAUGGUCUGCUACCGUUGUAAUGGUCCCAACAAAUUGGAUCAGCCGGCCUUUGCACAACCCAAACUCUAUAAGGAAAUCUCUCAACACCCACCAACCCUGGAUAUUUUCGAAAAAGGAUUGAUUGAAGAAGGAACCUUAUCCAAAGAAGAUGUUAAGAGAUCCGUGACUUUACGCUGGAAAGCUACGAGAAGGAUUGGAAGCUUCCAAGAUGUAUGUGGAAAAGGAGACGGAUUGGUUGAGCUCCAGGUGGACUGGUUUCAAAGGGCCGUCGCAGAUUAG